AUGAAGACGCCGGGGGAGGUCUACGAGGAGAUUAUUGUCUCCCACCAGGAGCUCGAGCGCAUCCCGGCAGACGUCCACCUCUUCUGCCCACGCACAAGUGACGACGACCAAGAGGACUACGACGACCCGACCGCCGGCGGGGCCGCUCUGACACCCGAGGAGAAGCUUGCCCGCCAGGACCGCCUCGACGAGGGCCGCCGCCGCUUGCAGCUGACGUCCUGGGCAUCACUCAUCCUGGGUAUCAACCGCGAUCAGGCCGACCGUUGGCUGGGCGACUGGAUCAGACGAACUGAGACUUUCCUCGUCAAGUGUGAUGGCUGCGUGCGGGCCUGGCACAUGGGGCGGAAGGCCCUCAAGGACCGCCUGUUGAAAGAAUUCGACGAGGAGACAGCCGAUAUCAUGGAGCGUCGCUUACAUGCCUACGAUACCGACCGCAUUACACGCGGCCUGCGACGAGCCGUGGAUCUGCUGGAGAAGCACGGGCCCAUGUCGUCGGCCAAGUUAGUUGCCCUAGAUGCUCCGGCUGUGCUUGCGUUUUACGAGGCCCUGUGCUGCGUGGAGUUUCUCAGCCUGCCCGACAACCGCAAGCUCUUCAACUACGUUUUCCAGAAAACCCAGGAGAAGAAGCCGCUCAAGAUUGCCUCUGCGGUUAUCCCCACAAUGACCGUCUUCCUGUUCCAGGCCGAUCCGCUGCGUUGCACAUUCGCCCGCACGGCCUGGGAGCGCCGGCCGCCGCAGUCGCUGACACCCGAGCAGUUCGAUUGGGCCGUCAGCGACCACCUGGCCGAUGCCAUUGAGGCCGUCAGCCGGCCGGAUGCCGCCGAUGCAGAUGUGGAGCUGUUUUGGGACGGCUUUUUGCUGCUGCUCGACGCCAUGAGCCCAGACCUGGUGCUGCACAGCCUGCGCGGCAUGCAAAUACCCAUUGACGUCUACCAGCUGACUGUCAAGCACAUUUCUGAGCGCGCCUCGCCUCAGGUCUUGGCCCGGGUCCUGCGUGCCCUCUGUGCCCUCAUGGACAAGUCGUCCACGGCCUUCUGGGACGCCCUCUCUCUCAUGAACCCCCCGCAGCUGCCCAUGUUUGUGUUUGCGAGCCCAGCGUUUGCACCUUUCCUGGCCCGCUCCUUUGAGCCGGCUAUGCAGCUCGUUCCCGACGACAGCGGCACUGUCACCCGCUUGCGUCUGCCGCUGCUCGUCGCGUUUGUGCAGUCCUUGAUGCGUUCGCUGAACCGCAACCAGCGGGCAGACGUGUGCGAUUAUUUCCUUACUAUUUUUCUGACAAGCACGGCCUCUCCUGCUGUCACCGCUACGCGCGAGGGCCACUCCACCUGCAUUGCUGCUGGAUUGAAUGCCCUGCAGAUGACACUCGACGGCUAUCUCGACUCCCGCUAUCGCCUGACGGCCGAGAGUGCCCUCUUUGUCAACACCGUCAUCAACAACACCGUGAAGCACCAUGACUACGUCGUCCGCUCGGCUAACCUGCAUCCUGGCGAUCGCUAUAACAUUGGCCUGUCCCAGGCCGCGGUCGGCGUUGUCGAGUCUGCUCUGGCCCUGGAUACUCGAGCGAUCCAGGACGAGUGGAUGGCCCUGCAGCAGAAUGGUCGUGUGCCAACAGGCGAGAACGAGCGCCGUUCCAACAAGUUGUGGGACGGCUUUCGCGGUGCUCUGGCGCCGGGGCGGCUUGAUCUGGCCCGCGUCAUGUUGGCAGCCACACUGUCUUUGCGCGGCAUCCAGCGCUUCGCCCCCAAGAAACGCCAGCUGGUUGUCGAAGAUGCCUCCAAGCGCCGCUUCAAUGACGAGCUCGACCACGCGGCCGAGGCCAUUGCCGCCACGGUUGCCCGGGUCAGCGAGGCUCUGAACCGCAAGGACUUGCAGCAGCUGCUGAGUGCCGACGCACAGAGCCGUGCGAUGGACGCUGUCGCCGCGACCCUCGUUCAUGCCGAGGAUGCCAUCCGCGAGGCCGGUGUGCAGCUGAUCAGCACUCUCGUCGACGAGGACAGCCGCUCUGAUGCCAUUGCCAAGAUGGUUGCUGACUAUCCUGUGGCCUUUUUGACCUCAUUUGCCGAUUCCGUCAGCUACUUGACUGGCGGUGACGACCAGCUGCGCUGGCUUCAGCAACAGCAGCAGCCCACUGCGCAGGCAUCGGCCGCGGUGUCUCCCUUUGAGCCCAUGCGCCACAUCUUCCGCUGUAGCAAAGACAUUCUGAGUGGGCUGUGCGACACAUCGAAUGGUCUUCUGCGGUCGCGACCUCUGACGCCCGACGAGCGACAGGCCGUGAAGCGCUGGUGGACCAUGGAGUGGCAAUUUGUCGACCACUCCUUUUUGCGCGCCCGUUCCUGGAGCGAGGAUGUUGACAAGUCGGUCAUGGAGAACUAUUGCCGCGACGUCAUGGAGUUUGCCGAGCAGCUCAUGGCCCAGGAUGGUCUGAUUGCGUCUGCAUUGGGCGGGAGUGGCAGCAACAACAACAGCGGCCGAGCCAGUCCGAGCAACGUGGACAGCAACGCUGUGCCUGCAUCGUCUUUUUCGCUUCCGUUUACCUCGACAGCAUCUACGACCACAACUGCGACCACGCCUUCGUCCAACAAGGACAAGUGCAUGGAGGAGGUCCUCGACGCACCCCGCAAGUACUCCAUGGGUCUCUUUGAGAUGAUCCAGCUGCGUGACCUGUAUCUCGUGCGCAUCAUUGUGCAAAUCCUGGUCAAGCUGUUUAGCCGCCUCAAGGAGCACAACAUGAAGUUCCCGGACAAGUUUGUCAACGCCAUCCGCAACACGUAUACGCCUCACGCACAGCUUAAGAACAAGUUCCGGGUCAAUACGAACAUGGACAACACCCAACGAGCCGAACUAAUGCGUGCCAUUGGCGACGGGGCAGACGAUGACGACGAUGAAGACGUCGAGAUAGUGUCUUGGGGAGCCGCAAAGUCGAGCACCGCUGCUGAUGCCGCCAAAAAAAAGCAGACCUCCCUGGAAGCGUGGUCUCGCGCGGGCACUGGAAUGGCCGCCUCUCGAUCCGCAUCACCGGCCGUGCCUCCUUCGUCGCUCACUAGCAAAGAUGCGGCGUCGCAAUUGACCCCUGGACUGAACAAGCACCGGGCGUUGCUGGAUAAGCUCAAGACGACGGCAGCGGCCAAACCCGACCACACAGCUCAGACGGCUCUUCUGGCCAACAGAGCAGCGAUUCGCGACAAACGGGCGCGCGAGAAGGCCGAAAUGGACAAGAGCAAGGCCGAGGCCGUGGCAAAGGCACGUGCUCUGCGCGUGUCCGUCAAAAGCGACCUCAUGGUCGACUCAGAAGAGGACGACGCCGACGACGAUGACGGCGACGACGACGGCAUGGCGGCCCUUAUCCAACAGAGCAAGAAGAGCGACCAGAUGAUGGACGAUGCGGUGCGCCGGCAGCGCCAGAACAUGCUGCAAAAGCCCGAGCCCGUCAAGAAGAAGAAGCUGCAGCGGUCCGCCAAGGACAUGCGCGCCCGCAUCAUCCCCAACAUGGACCGCCUGCACCAGGCCAUCCUCGAGUGGGACAUCUUUUACGAGGGCAACGAUCCGCCCAACACGGGCCAGUGCGAGGCUGUGGCGGACGGAUACCCGUCCCCGGCCGAGUACAAGCGCACCUUCUUCCCGCUGCUGAUCAACGAAGCGUGGCGGUCCUUUGUGACGGCCAAGGACGAGAGCACGUCCAAGGCGUUUGGCAUCAAGGUCAUUACGCGCAUCUCGGUCGACAAUUUUCUGGAGGUGAGCACGGGCAUGACGCUGCCGCCGAACAAUGAGGGCGGGAAUGGCAACGGACAUGGAAACGGAAACGGAAACGGCGACAGGGUGGUGAGCGAGGGCGACAUUGUGCUCCUGUCCAAGGCGCAGAACCCGUUGACGGGCCGGACCGAGCCGCACUGCCUGGCUCGUGUGUACAAGACGGCGUACAAGCGCAACACGGUCGAGGUGACGUACCGGCUCAACAGCCGUGGCAAUCAGAUAGUGCCGAUAUUGCUGCCGGGUGCCGAGCUGAAAGCUGUCAAGAUUACCAACAUGACGACGAUUGAGCGCGAGUUUGCGGCUCUCGAGAGUCUCCAGUACUACGACCUCAUGGACGAGGUGCUCAAGGCGACGCCGUCGCCGAUGCUGAGCUUUGGCGACGCAGCCAUCGACGACUUGGCGCGCAACUACGAUCUCAACCGGGGCCAAGCGCUGGCGAUUAUGCACGGCAGGGCCAACGACGGCUUCACGCUCGUGCAGGGCCCGCCCGGUACGGGCAAGACCAAGACGAUUGUGGCCAUGGUCGGCGCGCUGCUGACGGGCACCAUCAAGAACAAUGCGGGCGCCGUGGCCAUGAACCGACCAGGCAACGCAGCUGCCAACAACGACAGCACGAUCAAGAAGCUUCUGGUGUGCGCGCCCAGCAACGCCGCCGUGGACGAGCUGGUGCUCCGUCUCAAGGCGGGCAUCAAGGAGUCGACGGGCGUGACGCGCAAGAUCAACGUGCUGCGCCUGGGCCGCUCGGACGUGAUCAACGCCGGCGUGCGGGACGUGACGCUCGACGAGCUGGUCAAGGCGGAGGUGGCUCGGCAGACGUCGUCGACGAUUACGGCCGUGGGCAAGGAUGGCAAGCCGGUGGAAGGCGCCGCCCCUGUGAGCGACCGCGACAAGAUGCACCAGCGGGCGGGCGAGAUCAAGGCGCAGCUCGCCGCGCUGUUUCCGGCGCUGGAGGCAGCGCGAAGCGACGACAGCGCGGACCGGGGCAAGCUCAACCAGCUGCAGCGCGAGGUCGACCAGCUGCGGUCCGAGCAGCGGCGCAUUGGCGCGCAGAUCGACCGCGACAAGGAGAGCGGCAACACGUACGCGCGUGAGGCGGAGAUUAAGAAGCGGCAGAUCCAGCAGAAGAUCCUCAACGACGCGCACGUGCUGUGCGCGACACUCAGCGGCAGUGGCCACGAAGUGUUCAAGAACCUGAAUGUCGAGUUCGAGACGGUCAUCAUCGACGAGGCGGCGCAGUGUGUGGAGCUGAGCGCACUGAUCCCGCUCAAGUACGGCUGCGCCAAGUGCGUCCUCGUGGGCGACCCCAAGCAGCUGCCGCCCACGGUGCUGUCGCAGUCGGCGGCGCGGUACGGCUACGACCAGAGCCUGUUUGUCCGCAUGCAGCGCAACCGGCCCCAGGACGUGCACCUCCUCGAUACGCAGUACCGCAUGCACCCCGAGAUCAGCCUGUUCCCGAGCCAGCAGUUUUACGAAAAGCGCCUCAUCGAUGGCGAGGGCAUGGCGCAGCUGCGGCGGCAGCCGUGGCACGGCGACGGCGACGGCGACGACAAGAACGGCAGCGCGUCGCUGCUUGGCCCGUACCGGUUCUUUGACGUGGAGGGUGUGCAGGAGCGCGGCGCGCGGGGCCAGUCGCUGGUCAACGAGAACGAGAUCCGCGUGGCGCUGCAGCUGUACAGGCGGUUCAUGGGCACGUUUAGCAGCGGCGGCAGGGCGUUUACGGGCAAGGUGGGCAUCAUCACGCCGUACAAGGCGCAGCUGUAUGCGCUGAAGGCGCGGUUCUCGGACCAGUACGGUCCGGGCGUGCUGGACACGGUCGAUUUCAACACGACGGACGCCUUCCAGGGGCGCGAGUGUGACGUCAUCAUCUUUUCGUGUGUGCGUGCCAGCCCGACGGGCGGCAUCGGUUUCAUGACGGACAUUCGGCGUAUGAAUGUCGGCCUGACGCGGGCCAAGUCGUCGCUGUGGAUUCUGGGCGACUCGCGUGCCCUGCGGCAGGGCGAGUUCUGGCGGGCGCUGAUUGAGGAUGCCAAGGACCGCAAGCGGUACACCGGCGGCAAUGUGCUGUCGCUGCUCAAGGCAGGGGCCCAGUCCGCCGGAGGAGGAGGAGCAGGCGCAGGCGCAGGCGCAGGCGCAGGCGCACGGGCGGCGCCCAUGGGGCCCAAGGGGCCCAAGGCCAAAAUCGAGGCGGGUUCCAUCAAGCCGUCGCCCGCGUCCACCGCGCCCUCCAGUCGUAGCAGUAGUGUGAGUAAUGGCCGCGGCGGCGGCAGCAGCAACGCGGCGCCGCCGACAGGCCCCAAGGCAGAUCGGGACCGUGCGUUAAUGACGCGGGCAAAGCCACAGCGUGACGCCAAUAGUGACGAUGGCGACGACGACGACGGCUACUCCCCACCCGCGGCAUCGUCGCCCGUUGGGUCGCGUGCAUCUGCCGGCGGCUCUGGCUCUGGCUUUGGUUCUCUGCCCCGUAAAAAGCCGACGCCCGCGCUGCUGCCGACGACAUACACUGUCGUUGACCGUCCCGGCCGGCCGCCGACGGCGCCGUCCGAUGUCGGCAUGGGCGGCAUCAAUGCGCGCGGCGAGCCACUGCCCUAUGGCGCGGCGUCGUCGUCGCGGCCCGUCAUCGUGACAAGCAGCCCAAGCAACGGCCCUCCCAAGAAGCGGCCGCAUGAGGGCAGCUCGCCCAGCGACGGCCAGCCGAUGAAGAAGGCAACGAAGCCACCGCAUCCGUCCCAUCCGCCUCGCCGUCCGACAGAUCCGUCGGCCAUGGAGGUGUUGGGAAUCGACAACAAGACGAGCGCCGGUGGUGACAGCAAAGCGCCGUCGCAGCUACCACCGAGGCCCGCGCCAAGACCGCCUAUGCGUCCACCCAAGAAACGGGCCGUUGACCCAUUCAUCAAGAAGAAGCCCAACAACAAGCGGCCGUGA
Messenger RNA from Sporothrix brasiliensis 5110, 6672 nucleotides. RefSeq names its product tRNA-splicing. Gene Ontology annotation, cellular component: nuclear body. The transcript is spliced from 3 exons. Gene Ontology annotation, biological process: termination of RNA polymerase II transcription. Bases 1 to 6672 code for a protein of 2223 amino acids. The record is from RefSeq and is a predicted model, not a curated record. NCBI's taxonomy places the organism in Eukaryota, Fungi, Ascomycota, Sordariomycetes, Ophiostomatales, Ophiostomataceae. Gene Ontology annotation, molecular function: transcription termination site sequence-specific DNA binding; helicase activity.